AUGAAAGUCCCCACUGGCCCAAUCUUUGCGCUCUGUAGCCUGCUGCUGUUGCUGUUGGUGCUACAGGUCCCUGGUAGCCAUGGCCUCGUCUCUCAGCCCAGAGGGCACCUCUGCCGGACACGCCCCACGGACCUGGUAUUUGUCGUUGAUAGUUCCCGCAGCGUGAGACCCGUGGAGUUUGAGAAGGUGAAGGUGUUCCUGUCUCAGGUCAUCGAGUCGCUGGAUGUGGGGCCCAACGCCACCCGAGUUGGCUUGAUCAACUAUGCUAGCACCGUCAAGCCUGAGUUCCCACUUCGGGCCCACGGCUCCAAGGCCUCGCUGCUGCAAGCUGUGCGCCGCAUCCAGCCGCUGUCCACGGGCACCAUGACUGGCCUGGCCCUGCAAUACGCCAUCACCAAGGCCUUGAGUGAUGCUGAGGGGGGGCGUACCAAAUCCCCUGACAUCAGCAAGGUUGUCAUCGUGGUGACUGAUGGGAGACCCCAGGACAGCGUGCGGGACGUGUCUGCGCGCGCGCGGGCCAGCGGCAUCGAGCUGUUCGCUAUCGGCGUGGGCCGCGUGGACAAAGCCACGCUGCGACAGAUCGCCAGCGAGCCGCAAGAAGAGCACGUGGAUUACGUGGAGAGCUACAAUGUCAUCGAGAAGCUGUCUAAGAAGUUCCAGGAGGCCCUAUGUGUGGUGUCAGACUUGUGUGCCACAGGGGACCAUGACUGUGAGCAGGUGUGCGUCAGUUCUCCAGGCUCCUACACCUGUGCCUGCCACGAGGGCUUCACCCUGAACAGUGACGGCAAGACCUGCAAUGUUUGCAGUGGCGGUGGGAGUGGCUCAGCCACCGACCUGGUCUUCCUCAUUGAUGGAUCCAAGAGCGUGCGGCCUGAGAACUUUGAGCUGGUGAAGAAGUUCAUCAACCAGAUUGUGGACACUCUGGAUGUGUCAGACAGGCUGGCCCAGGUGGGGCUGGUGCAGUACUCAAGCUCAAUACGCCAGGAGUUCCCGCUUGGCCGCUUCCACACCAAGAAGGACAUCAAGGCGGCUGUGAGGAACAUGUCCUACAUGGAGAAGGGCACCAUGACUGGCGCUGCCCUUAAGUAUCUCAUAGAUAAUUCCUUCACCGUGUCCAGCGGGGCAAGGCCUGGCGCCCAGAAGGUGGGCAUUGUCUUCACUGACGGCAGGAGCCAGGACUAUAUUAAUGAUGCUGCCAGGAAGGCCAAGGACCUCGGCUUUAAGAUGUUUGCGGUGGGCGUGGGCAACGCUGUGGAGGAGGAGCUGAGGGAGAUUGCCUCUGAGCCGGUGGCCGACCACUACUUCUACACAGCCGACUUCAAGACCAUCAACCAGAUCGGCAAGAAGUUGCAGAAGAAAAUCUGUGUGGAGGAAGACCCAUGUGCUUGUGAGUCCAUAGUGAGAUUUGAGGCCAAGGUGGAGGAUCUUCUGCAGGCCCUAACCAGGAAGCUGGAAGCUCUGAGCAAGCGGCUGGCUGUCCUGGAGAACAGAAUCGUCUGA
This is a messenger RNA of Arvicola amphibius (Eurasian water vole), 1500 nucleotides long. RefSeq names its product matrilin 1 (gene Matn1). The transcript has 8 exons. The record is from RefSeq and is a predicted model, not a curated record. The coding region runs from base 1 to 1500 and encodes 499 amino acids. Gene Ontology annotation, molecular function: calcium ion binding. NCBI's taxonomy places the organism in Eukaryota, Metazoa, Chordata, Mammalia, Rodentia, Cricetidae.